UGGAGAGGAUGGCUGCUCAGACACCCGGCGGAGGAAGAGCCGCGCUCAGGCCGCUCCAAGGCGUAAGGGGUCAAAGGUGGCGGGAGUGGAGACCGGCGGAGCAGGCGGCAGCUCGCAGGGCCCUCUCCGCUACAGUCCCUGCGAGGUCCCCCCAGCGGGUCGGCUCGUCAUCUCCAGCGGGCGGUCAGAACUUCCUGGAAAGAAUGCCGCCUGAGAUCCUGAGAAAGAUUCUGUCAUACCUGGAUGCCGCCACUCUCUCCUGUGUCAGCCACGUCAACAAGCUCUUCUACCAUAUGGCGGACGAUGACAUCCUGUGGUACAAGUUGCACUUAUCAGAGUUUGGCGAGCACAAACAUUGGAGACCUGCCUACGUGGAGGACGUGCGGCAGAAGUUUGACAGGAUGGAGGUGCGACGUGAGACCGCAGGCUACUGGAAGAAGCUGUACUUCGCCAAGACGGUGGGAUACAACAUGAAGAAGUGGAUGCAAGAGCUUGAGAUUAUUCACCCUUUCACUGGGCUGCCCAGCAAAACAGAGUCAGUCCUCAGGAUGCUGCAAGUCACCUGGGAGCUGACAGUAACUGAUAAGUCAGGCCUGGAGGAGACGUUCAAGCCCAGCCAAGCCCGCUUCUUUCAGUCGUCUGUUAUUGUGUGCUGGAACACGAGCUGCUGGCCCAUCCACAAGCUUUCCACCCUUCAGUUUCACGGCAUGAUGAGGGUAACCGACAGAGGUUAUGGCCUCAAAAGACCUAGCUGGCGCUCCAUAAUGGGAAAGUUUGACGUGGGAACCCUUUCUGAAACAUCACACGUGAUCGCAAAAGACAAACUAAUUGAACUGCUAUUUGUGCAGCCCGGCAUGCUCAUUGGUGUCUGGAAGGAUCAGUGCUCUAUCGCCUUUGUAAUGGUCAGCUUUCACUUCCACAAGCUGGUGGAGAAGAGCCUCCUGGGAUCCUCUAUUUGCCCUUACUUUGAGUCAGUGAAAAAACCCAUUUUUGACGACGUCGACCCGUUGUACGGACUGCAUGGCUACACAUUACACUUGGUUCUCCACAACAGCAUGUCUGAGAUCAUGUCUGGACAGUUCAAGGAGCUCUUCUGCCCUGAAAAUCAGAUCCGUGAUGGCCAGGUCCCGCUGGUCGCCAUCCGCAGGACCAGACUAUCGCAGCACACCCCUCUGUCAGGAAGCUUCAGCUUGUCGUGGCGGUGUGAGGCCCUGGGGGGCACCGUGGAGAACUGCUGCAUGAUGAGCGUGACGCUGCUGGAUGAGUUUCAGAGCCCCUUCUGGUGCGUCAGCUCCCCGAUGUGCUUGGUGCCAUCCACCGAGCCCGUCCCCUACGACUACGACGGCGAACGCUUGCUCAUGCGGUACCAGGACCCGGAGGGCCAGGUGGAGAUGGAGCUGGUGUGGAUGGAAGAGCUGAAGCAGUCCAUCCUCAUCAGCCUCACCAUCUUCGUGGCAGUUUCCAAAGUCAACAAAUAUUUUGAUAGGAAUUAUGUGUCUGUAUGUGAAUCUCUGCGUUGUUGAGAUUAGCCCCUUUGCAAAAAACUGUUAACCUUUCUCUCCUGUGGUUGUUGUCUUUUUGU
Molecule: messenger RNA, 1582 nt
Organism: Lampris incognitus (smalleye Pacific opah)
Lineage: Eukaryota; Metazoa; Chordata; Actinopteri; Lampriformes; Lampridae
Gene: fbxo15
Product: F-box protein 15
Exons: 10
Coding region: 9-1523 (504 amino acids)
Molecular function (GO): protein binding
Source: RefSeq, a predicted model, not a curated record